AUGGGAUCCACGGCAGAAACUGAUGUAGCCAUUAUGGAAACGAGAGAGGCUUCGCCCGCUCAUUUGUUGAUCAAAAUUCAAUCUUUUUCCUUGCUUGAGAAGCAUGGGAUCAAGAAAUUCGACACGACCAAAUUUGAGUCUGGAGGAUACAAGUGGAAGCUUAUAAUUUACCCAAAUGGAAGGGAAAGAGAGGAAGGAUACGUGUCGGUAUACCUAGCCAUUGUGGAUUAUGGUGGCUUUCCCGCAGGCUGGGAGGUUAAUGGCGUCUUCUCCAUCUUCUUGUUUAAUCAGAUUACAGGCAAUUAUAGCUAUUCACCAGGAAGAAGUCGGCGUUUUACUGCAAUGAAGACAGAAUGGGGCUUCUCUAAGUUCAUAUCAACAGUAGAGCUUAGUGAUCCUCACAAUGGAUACCUCAGCCACGAUGACAGUUGUGUGUUUGGUGCUGAAGCUUAUGUGAAAGAAAACAAAGCAGUCAUUGAUUGCCUGACUCUCAAGAAUGUUGUUGGUGCUCCCUAUAAGCAAGAAUGGAAAAUUCCGAGCUUUUCUAAACUGGGGAGUGAAUGGGUUUCACCAGAGUUCUCUUUCGGAGGCCAUAAAUGGAGUAUUGAGUUGCAUACAAAUGGAUAUGGAGAAGCUAGGGGACGCUUCUUAUCUAUCUUCUUAAACUAUAUUCCUAAGAAUUGUAACAAUGAACGAUUGCACACACGCCUUACAAUCCUCAUAAAGAAUCAGCUUAGCAGUAAACACAAAAGGAGAGUUG
Molecule: messenger RNA, 760 nt
Organism: Striga hermonthica
Lineage: Eukaryota; Viridiplantae; Streptophyta; Magnoliopsida; Lamiales; Orobanchaceae
Source: the annotation of a GenBank genome assembly